This is a messenger RNA of Neoarthrinium moseri, 1872 nucleotides long. RefSeq lists its product as uncharacterized. Gene Ontology annotation, biological process: lipid metabolic process. NCBI's taxonomy places the organism in Eukaryota, Fungi, Ascomycota, Sordariomycetes, Amphisphaeriales, Apiosporaceae. Gene Ontology annotation, molecular function: triacylglycerol lipase activity. The transcript has 3 exons. The coding region runs from base 1 to 1872 and encodes 623 amino acids. The record is from RefSeq and is a predicted model, not a curated record.
AUGAUGGGAUUCUUCGGCAUCGCCUGGGCUUUCUGUUCGCUACUCCUGGAAGUGGUGCUGUUCUGGUUCAAGGUAAGCUGUCUUCUCUUCCGGCUCGCGUCUGCGCAACCCGAGGCGGUGCUCGCUGACGACGAGGUACAGAAGCUCGGAGGCUGGUGGAGGACCAAGAGCGUCCUGGACGAGUGGCUCGAAUCUUUGCGCAACGCCGAGGUCUACGAGGACUGGGAGCACGCCGCGUUGCAUUUGGACAACAUCAAGGAGCUCAAUCUCUGGCGCAACGACCCUUCCUCUCGUUCGUACGACUGGGGUCUCAUUAACCAGCGUCUCGAGUCUCUGAUCGCCGCGCGCGAGGAGACGGACCUUCAGGCUUUACUCGAUCUUGUUCGCGCCGGCCUCGUGCGGAACCUCGGCAACAUCACGUCCCCGAGACUCUACAAUCGCUCAUUCGCCGGCACAAAGUAUCUGAUUGAGGAAUACAUCGCACAGGUCGUCGAGGCCAUCCAAGAAAUCAACCUUCGCUCGUCGUCGACAGCUGCUCCGUUGAUUGAUAGUAAUGGUGAUGACGACGUUGGAACUCCGGUGCUAAACUUGUCGACGCAGCGUAAGCUGGACUUCCUCCACGACACGAGGCAGGCUUUUGGGCGGACAACGCUGGUCUUACAGGGCGGUGCUAUAUUUGGAUUGUGUCACCUAGGCGUCAUAAAGGCGUUAUUCCUCAGAGGCCUUCUUCCUCGUAUCAUUACCGGCACGGCCACUGGUGCUUUGAUUGCAAGUCUGGUCGCCAUACAUACCGAGGAUGAGCUGCCCGGUAUCUUAAAGGGAGAUGGGAUUGACCUUUCAGCCUUUGAGGCGCAUGCGCACCACGGACAGCAGACUGGGAAACAGAGUCUUGAAUACGGUUGGGAGACCUUGCUGCGCCGGAUCAAGAGGUUCAUGAAGGAGGGCUACUUCCUUGACGUCAAAGUUCUCGAGGACUGCGUCAAGGCGAAUGUAGGAGAUUUGACCUUCGAAGAGGCCUACAACCGAAGCAAAAGGGUGCUAAAUAUCACGGUCGCUACCGAGGGUCAAGAAGGGGUUCCAACCCUCCUCAACUACAUAACCGCGCCCAAUGUGUUGAUAUGGACAGCUGCCGUAGCUUCCAACGCCUCGACUCCUUCGCUUUACGGAAGUCGAGGGACAACAGUCCUGUGCAAGGACGUAAACGGCGAGAUUGUGCCGUGGGCUCCGGCGAACACUUUCCGUCACUAUACUUCCUCGACCCCGAUGACUUCAAACAAAGACCACAAGAGCCCUCUGGCUCGCAUAGCCCAGCUCUUCAAUGUCAAUCAUUUUAUAGUCUCUCAAGCACGGCCUUAUUUGAUUCCGUUUCUUGAGUCAGAUAUGCAUGGGCCGUCAUUGUUCGCAGCCCGCCACAAACGCGCUCAGAUUACCGGACACAUCAUACGUAUGAUCGGCCUGGAAAUCCGGCAUCGAUUGAGGCAGCUGGACACGCUGGGACUGCUGCCACCCACCAUACGGCGCUUUCUGGUCGAUGAGGAGGUUCCAGCUGCCAGCAUGACUUUUGUGCCCAAGGUGACCGCGGGCGAUUUCAUGCGCCUUCUGGAAACACCAACCAGGGAGACUCUCGACUACUGGAUUCUCCGCGGAGAGCGCAGUGUCUGGCCGGCCGUGUGUGCUUUGCGCAUCAGAUGUGCCAUGGAAUUUGAAAUCGAGAAAUCGUAUCAACGUGCUCGCUCACUAAAGGCUGGCGGACUGCGCAGGAAAGCGAGCACCCACGCGGCAUCCGGUGUCCUCCCGCGCACCUCUCCAGACCGCAUGUCACCCGAGAAAAACGGUCUGCGUGACGCGGGGCCUACAAAGGGUACGGCCUAG